AUGACCGAUUCUGAUGAGGCAGCUGGGGACACAAUUCAGGUGGAUCCUGAACCUACUCCGCGACCAAGUUCGCGAGAAAAAGCGCCGGUUUCUGAACCGAGGAAAAACGAUGCUUAACGCCACUCGAUGGCUCGGCCAGAAAAUUCGAAAAAACAAAACCUUCGUCUAAUUAAAAGGCUCCAAGAAGAAGAGAAACAAGUUUCCUCGACGUUAUUCAUUCUGAAGUGUCGAGCAAGAACACUUCCCGGCACUUAAAUGAAACUGUCGAAAGUGUCUUUGCAGAGUCCAGUGUUCUUGACCAAAGUAUUGUUGAUUUCACGUCCGAAAAAAGUUGAUUCUUUUGACUUUUGUGAAAAAAAUAUUUGAAAAGACACGGCACAGCUUUUAAUCCGGUCAUGAAUCAGCGCCAAAUGAAUAUUGCUGGCCGUAUUUUGGAUCCACUGGGUCCCCUAUAACUCAACUGUGGCAAGAUGCCCUUACUGCAGAGACAGAAAAGACAGGUUUAGAUCCUGCAGCAGUUAUAAAGUUGGCCCAUCGAGCCAUCACACUGGCAGGCAAUGCAUCCUACUGCGCUCUUGUUGACCUGAGUAAUUGAUGAUCGCGAGUUAUUUUUGCCUAAUUCUGCAGAUUUGUUCAGGAAAAAAAUCAAGAAGGCUUUCUUGAAGGAGCUGGAGCUCUCGAAGGAAGGAAGUAAGAAACUUGAUUCCUUGGUGCGCUGGAAAAACCAUGGCAACACUAAGGGGUGGACCAUUAGAUAUCCUGGGAGGGGCUUGGGGGGAGGGGGCUGGCAGAUCCAAAAAAAAUUCAUGCAAGGAGUUGAAUUCCUGUAAGCACUUGGGGAAAGAAAAAAAAUUCGUGCAACUUCAUGAUAUAUCCAAGUGAAACUUAUUGAGCACAGGCAGUAGUUUAAAAGCGCUAAUAUGGCUCAUUUUCAGAUAUUUAUAACUUUACAGUACUUGUCAGUGAUACAUGUACAUGCUAUGCUGUACAGUAUGUAGUCUAUGUACAUGCUGUAAAACAUUUAAUAACAUCAAUAACAUUAUAGAUUGAAAAUGAGGUUAUAUAUAGAGCAUAUCAGGCCUGUAACUAGCUGGGUCAACCGAGUCAGUUGACUUGGUAAGAUUUUUGUGAAAAAAAUUCAAAACAGGAGACUUCAAGUUUAGAGAAAACAGAUCCUGAAUGAAAUUUAUUCAAAGGUAGAACUCAUGGCCGUAGAGACCGGGGGGUGUGGCGGGGUGCAACACCCCCCUGACAAUUGCACACGAGCUAUUUCAGGUAGAUUUCCAGUAGAUUUUCGGGUAAAUUCAGGUAAUUCUCAGGGCAUAAAACACGGUGGGAAAGUAAGAAAGCAAAUUGGGCCACUUAGUUAUAACUUUCUGACCUUAGUUGGGAAUAUCACGAAACUUCCUCACAGGAUAGAACUUAACAUUGCUAAAAAUCGUAUCAUUUCUGUUGUUCGAUUUUGUUACAUUUUGGCAGGAAAAUUAUGUGCCAACUUUGGCGCCAAAAAAUUAAACAUGAGCUAAGAAUAUGCUAGUAACUUUUUUGAAGAGAUUGUCCUAUAAGGAUCUCAAAACUGUAAAAACAUUGAAAAUACAACAAGACAGUGCGAAGAUAUGGCGAUUCAAAGUUCGAAAAAAAUUCUAUUUUUAGUAACAAAAUGGCGGAUUUUUCAGAUCUUUAAGCACCAUAUCUUUGCACUGCUUUGGCAUAUUUUCAAUGUUUUUACAAUUUUGAGAUCCUUAUAGGACAAUAUCUUCAAAAAAGUUACUAGCAUGUUCUUAGCUCGUGUUUAAUUUUUUGGUGCCAAGCAAAAUCGAAAAACAAAAAUGAUACGAUUUUUAGGAAUGGCAAGUUCUAUUCUGUGAGGAAGUUUCGUGAUAUUCCAAACUAAGGUCUGAAAUUUAUAAGUAAGUGGCCCAAAUUGCUGUCUUAUUUUCCCACUGUGAAUGUGAACUCCAUGCUCUGAAUAGGAAUUAGAGUUGACAAUCGACCAACUAAAGAUAUUGAGGAAUGAGAGGUGUCAUGGCAGGGGGGACAUGGCCAAAAACCCUUUCUGACGAUCUGGAGACUUCAAAUUUUCUCAAUUUUCCACGUAGUCACAUUAAUUGAAGGCAUUGAACUUUAUAAAUAAUAAUACUUAUCUUCAUUGUUAGGUAAUACUAAAAUAUUGAAAUAUUGGGUAGGAAAGACUCUAAAAUGCAUGUAUGUAUAAAAUGCACUUGGCCACUCCAAUCAUGGGGUAUUGAUUCUCCCAUUCCUGAGGGUCACUUAGUCAUAAUUUAUGGUUUGGGGGGUGGGAGGGUGGCAUUUCACACCUACGCCCUCUCAAUAUCUGCAUGACCCCCUCCGGCAACAGCAAAGCUCACAUGACCUCCCCAAGAAAAGACCAAAAACUUUAGAAAUGGUAUGUACAUUAUCAGUUAAACAAUUAAGAACUAAAAGUCUUUAUUUCAUCACAUUAGUAAUAGUGCAAAAGCUCCUGUAAACUUGUAACCAUUUACAAACUCUGGUGACCCCACAAAAAGAAACACCAAACUUACACCCCCCCCCAAUUUUACCUUCCCCCUCCACCCACAGACCAUAAAUAAUGAACACUCCCUUACCCAAGUUAUUCCCUCAGGCCGAUUAAUGGUUGGCUCUUGCUGGCUCUGCCCACGCUUGACUUGAUAUGUCAGCGCGAGUUGCGUGCGCGAUUAAACAUAUCUAGCGUGUUGCCAUUUGAGUGCGUUUUGGCGUUCGAAUGAAACUGAAAUUUAAUAAAUAUGAGCUGUUGGAUUAUUUUAUAUUAUGUUAGAUUAUAGCAACCAGCAGGGAUGAGUAAACUAUCAGUUUUUCUUGUACAAUUGGCUGUUGUAUAGUAUAAUAUAUCAUAUGUGAUAUGCGGCGACCUUUGAUAUAUAAAGCUCGCUAUUGCUGGUUUUUAUGUCUCAAUUAUUCAACAUCGAUUUGUGAUUCCUCUUUAGUUUCCCACUCACAAAAAAUAUUUGAAAUACAAAUAAAUACCCAGCAUAUGGAUGGUUCAAACUGUUUUGGGGUGGUGAUGUUUAAGUGUGACAAAUUUCUCUUAAAACCCUUAAGGAUGCAAUAAAUGUUGUUGACGUUGUUGAAAUAUAAUAUCCUUUCAUAUAAAGACUCAGACUCCUGUUGAAUAUUCUCUUAUUAUAUAAACGAAAAUAUGUACUAAUCAUAUUGUACUUCUGUACAUAUUUUUCUGUCUGUUCCUCGCAUAUUAUUUGAAUACACUACUUACUAGUUGCAAAUGGUUUAUCAGUCAUUGUGUAUUUGUAUUUCAUAAUAUUUUGUUUCACGGCAGGGGCCUAUAUUAAUGAUCAUGGCGUGUGCGAAUUCAUCACGCAAAAAACGCGUUGGACUUGCCGACUCACAAGACAGCGUUAAUGUCGGUCGCUAAUACGUAGAUUUUGUCCAGAGUACAGCCAACUUUUGUCCUACAAUAAGAUUUGUAAGCAUUGUAAUCUGGAACGAUCGUUUUAGUGCAAAUUAUAUUGACAUUGUGUGAGACAUUGUUGUAUUCACAGCAAUAUUUUCAUAUCAGUGGCAUAAUCGUUAAGUUUCUAAUUACCACAAUGCAGUAUAAGAGUAAAAGGUUCCGUGAUAAUAUUUUUGUACAUAUCCAUGAAUGUUUAGUGAGUCGGCAAGCCGUGUUUUUAAACAUUAAGUUAAUUUCCAUUAUCACCGCCUAUAUCUUGUCACAUAACCAGUUUCCAUGGAAAUCAAAUAGUUGAAAAAUAUCGGCAGUUGAUUUGCAACAUCUCACUCAAAAAUAAGAGUCAUAGUGUACUUUGUUCAUUUUUAAUUAAUUUUUAAAGAUUUUUUCUAUUUUCCCACUCCUUACGAAAUUGGAGCCAGGCAUUAAUGCACCUGAGCCCCUGCUAUCAGAAACGAAGUUCACUUGCAUUACAAAGAACCAUUACAGUUUUGAUGUGCCUCUGAUUUUCAUAUGCUUGAUAAAACACUUCUAUAUCCCAACCACUUAGGCCACUAUUUGUUCCAGGGCCGUCCCCAAAUUUGAUACAGGCGGGUGGCCAGCCAUUACCAUCAUGUCAUUUAACCCAUUGAGUUGCAUUGCACCCUGAUGUCCCCUACUUUAUUAUUUUACUCUGCCUAACACCAGAGAUUUUACUCAUCAAGUUUAAUAUGUUAAUGAAUGAGUUAAUGAAUGGGUUAAUAUGUACAUAGAGUGUCGCCUUUGUGCAUGCUCAUACAAUUUUCUGUUUAAUUAAUUAAAGUUUUCAUUGAUUUCUGGUACGAUAUUAAAAUGUAAAGCAAUGUGUUGCUAUUUGAGCUUCGAAAAAGCGUCUAAGGCAGGAAAGAAAUGGUAUUUUGCAAAAAAAGUAACAUUUAGUGGUUCGUGACAGUUAUAUAGUGCAUUAUAGUAAAGGUCAGAAACUGAAUUUUUCUCAAUAUUUUAUUGUUUCUCAUAUUUGAUUUUGUAAAAGUCAUAGGAGGUACUAUCCAUCCAAUCAAUUUGCCAACAAAUACAGAGUUGAGUAGGAGAGCAUUGCUAGGAAUCAUAAAGCAAGGACCCUUGUAUGUCAGGGCAAAGUCCAGUCUUGUAAGUACAUAUAAUCCUCUUUUUUAAUAAAAUAAUGUAGAAAUUAACCUAACUUCAUUAAGCUAGUAUUAGGCCAAACAAAAAAAAUAGAUACGCAGUGCGCACAUGUGACCAUCGCUGUUUAGACAGCUAUGGUUUAGUCAUUUUACACCCAAGUAUAGUGUAUAAAACACGCACAAUAUCGUUCAUAUAUUCUCACUCUGCUUUUCUAAACAACGUGCAAACUAGAACUACCCAGUACCCAUAAUACCCCCCAAGCAUCAUUAAUGUCCUCAGUGUUCCUGUUGUUACUACUUACGUCACAGGACACUAUACCAAGCACAUUUCACAAAUAGCAAAUAUCAGAAAUGUAAUGAGGUGUGAGGUGUAGCUCAUCAACACAUGCAGGUAUCCUUUCAAAUUUAAAUCGAGCAUAACGCCAUAUUCUAUUGAAUUUAUCUGACAAGCUAUAAUUGUUUCAAACAAGUUUUCAAGUUUUUUUGAAGUGCGCUGUUCAAUUACAGAAAUGUUUAGUACUUUUAUAGUUUUAAAAAAAUACUUUGACAUGCAUUUUGUAUACUGCAGGAAAUUGAUGAUGACUCUGACAAUGAAGAUGAUAGUUUAUUGGAGCCUAAUUGUCCGGAUGAAUCAGAGAGAAUGUGUCGAUCUAACAAAAGUAUUAUGUCAUAUGUAACAUCCUCAUCAAAUGCUGCUGAAGAAGUUGCAGAUCACCAUGAUAGCAUCCCAACCACCAGUUGUAGCGGCAGGCGUCUUAAGACAGAAGGUAUCUUAUACAUGUGAUCAACAUUUCUGUUCAUGAUUCUUAUAUCUAAUUAAUUUUACUAAUGUCAUGCACUUACCUCCAAGUAGACUUUCCAAAGUCCGCGGUUCGUGGUUCCUGGAAGCUACGGACUUUUGUCACCCGCAAGCGCGCCAAAAUCACCGGUGCAUUUUUGCUCCGGUGACGUCAGUGAAUGCUCAUUAUUAUUCUGUACUAACGACGCCAUUUUGUAAAAUUUAUAUUUAAUAUAAACCAUUGAUAAACAGACUCGCCAUCCAUUGUGAAUAUAUGGAAAGUCGCAUGAACAAAACAAUAAUGAACAAGACACUCUAUAGAGCGUUAACUGGGGCUGUACACCGUACAAACACGCACAUAACCGUAUAUGAUUCAUACAUGCAUGCAGGACACAGUUGUUUCACUUAAGAUUUAUGGUUGUCCCUUGGUUGUCCCGAGCUAAGCGGAACUGUCGAAUACGAGCGACAAAGGGUUGAAGAUUAAACUUUUCAGUUACAGUUUUGUUCACUCUGUUUUGAACUAUAUCAACAUGUAACAGUGCUCUGUCUAUCAUGCAACCUACUUUAUUAUUUUAAUGUCUUAUAUACCAGUCGAUUUUGCUUGUCAAGGGGAGAGUGCUGCCGCUCUCAAAUUGGCUAGGUUUGUAUUGCAGGUAGGUGGCUCAGUUUUGAAGUUUCUGUUAAUAUAAUGAGCCCAGCUCAUGAUUUUAUACAAUCAGACACAGUACCAAUGCGGCCUAUACAAACAAAACUCCCGGCGUUAGUCCACCGGCUAGGAUUUAUAAACAGCGCUUUAAAACGUUAAAAAUAAAAUAGUUUGGGGCCUUUGGGCACAAAAUACUAUCAAAAUGAAGAGAGAAGUGAGACACAUCCACUGGUAUACGGCCGAAAAAGAGAAAACCAACGAUACCAAAAUUAUCAAGGAUCAAACGUACUGCAUUUUUUAUAAUUAGUUGAAUAAUUUUGAGCGAUUCGUUCGCAAUACAAUUUCGCGUGGAUUUUACUGUAAAGAUAAAGGCCAUAAAUCGCUAGAAUACCGUUGUUUAGUGAUACAUUUGACAUCUGUAAGUACAAUUUCUUACGCUGAAUCGAACGUUGGUAUUUUUAUCCUUAUUGCGCCAUUAGCCAUUACAAAUACAAUAUAUUUCACACUACAGUUUUCACGUUUCCACAGCUAUUAACAACAAUUUAAUAUAGGGACUGUUGUUGGAUAAAUUUUAUAUUGAUAUGACUUCUCGUAAAGUAGUUAUCUAUUACAGUAAAAGUAAGUUGUGUAGUUUCCUGUAAGUUAUAAUUUUACCUUGAAAUUGUCUUUGCCUCGUUUAUAUUCAGAUUCAGUAUAUUAUGAUCGUGCACAGGAAUUCGACGAUCCAAAUUUCGGAUUUUCAGAGUCGUGCACAAAGAAAAACGCAUUAACUAAACUGGCAAGAAUGUCUAGAGUUAGACACAAUGCAAAAUCCAUAAAAAACAGCUACAAUUCGUUGAAAAUUUUAACGAAAUUGUUUGAAAUAUUUUGGCCACUCCACGAAAGGCCCCAGCGUGUCCCAGCAAGUAACUAGUGAAAUUGACAUGGUGAACGCCCACUAUCUCAUAAUUGAUUUUCACGCCAAAUUUUUCAGUAAGAUUCAAAAUCAGGCAAGUGACACAAGUCGCUCGCUUCCGUCUUUCUCAAGCGCUCCCUUCUUGCUACGCGCGGUCCCUAGCGAGCGACUUGGGCAAGUCUAACCUCCAAGCUGUCUAUAUAUUAACCCAUUAAAGCACAAGUAGAAUAAUCUGGCCUUAUGCACAUCAAAUAAUAAAGUAGGGUGCAUAUGCUGGUGUGGCAAGACAGUUUUGUUCACUACAAUUGACAGCUAGGACGCAAUUUCUAGUUUUUAAAAUUAUUUUUAAUGUUGCCAUUGAGUGGUAAUAAUUUUGAUAUUUACCUUUUCAAUUCACUAAAAAGAGACUAGAAUGUAUACAGUACAGGGUGUAAUAAAAAGUGCACAAUUUUUUUGCAUAUUCCGCAAAAAUUUUAUGUAAAGUAAUACGAGUAGUUCGGGUCUUUCCGAUUACUUUACCACCAAAAUUAUUUUGAAAUUAAUUUUAAAAGUAAAUUUUCAAAUGCAAGAGUGCUGUUUUUAAAAAGCUAUUUAAAUAGCACUCACGCACAGUGACAGAGAAAUAAAUGGUUUAAAGAUGCAAGAUUGGAUGGUAUUUAAUGAUCAACCUACCAAUAUUACAAAUAAUUUGAUGUGUAUCACACAAAACCACUAAAAACUAUUGAUUGAAACAACUAAUUAAAUCUGAUUUUAUACCUGAAUGAUUUCAUUAUAAAAAAAAUCUGUUGUUGCAUUUAAAAAAUUGUGUAAAAUACUAAUAUGGCAAAAGUCCUGUGAAGUUUAACCAUUUAAAGCCGGUUUUCCACUAGCGAUUUUUUCCCCGCAAAUUGACGUUAUUCUUUUAUCUAAAACUAAUUAGUUCCACAUGGUUCCAGCCGAAACCUCAAGGACAUAUGCAAAUAGUUGAAAUGGCUUAAGAACCGGCUUAAGUGGCAAUGCGCCCGACUUUAUUAUUUUACUCUGUCUAACGCCAGACAAUUUUACUUGUCAGGGGGAGAGUGCUGCCACUCAAUGGGUUAAAGUUUUAGUGGUUUCACACUGUGGGUAAUGUACACUUACACUGAGCAAGUGAGCAUGUAAAUGUACAAUUAGGGACAUAAUCACUUCAUCACUGUUUAUUAUAGAACACACACAGCAACUUGCUGAUAUGUUCCCUGAUAUGCAAAGGCAUGCUCUCAAAGAAACAUUCAAAACUUCCAACUAUGAUAUUCAUACAGCUGUUUCCACAAUUCUUAAUGCUGGAAAAGGUAUGAGAUAUAGCUAAUUGUGGUUUAAACACUCUCAAUACUCUACCAAAGAGUUUUGGAAGUGUGUUACAAUUACUGUCGAUGCAAUGGAAGUGUUGAUAAAAUAUUACAUGAAUUCAUUUCCUCAAGUUGAUCAAUUCAUACAAAUUCAAAUUUCUUUUUACUUCCUAUUGGUCAAUCGGUUCUGAAACGAAAUCUAAUUGGCUCAUCUAAAAGUAACAGGAAGUUGAUCAAUUUUCUAUCAAAUGAAUUGAUCAACUUGAGGAAAGGAAUUGGUGCAAUAUUUAUCAACACUUCCAUUGCAUCGACAAUAAGACUGCAUUUGCCCAGAAUAAGAUACAGGGUAAAGCUAGUGAGGCAUUCAUUGUAAUGGUAUUAUGGUACUGACCUGGAGGUGCAUGCCAAAAUUUCUAGACUUGAAGAAAACAACAUAGAUUUGCAAGCCACAAUCUUCAACAUACUUGGUGCAUCAAGUACUUUAUUAGGGCCUACGUACUUAAAGAGUUAUUAUGAAACAUAACGUGAGAAACAGCACAAAAUUUCCUCCUAGUUUAUUAAUUAACCCAUUGAGUUGCAUUGCGCCCUACUUUAACACCAGACAAUUUUACCAAUGAAAGGGAGAGCGCCAGUAUUCAGUGGCUAAAACCCUAAAAUGUGUUUAAUAAACUUUGGACCAGUCCCUUGGUUUUCAAUACACUUUUUAGUCUAUUGAAAUUCCUCAUGUAUUAUAUGUUGUUAUAUUAAUUACUUACUUCACCUACUUUUUGACAUAGAACCAGAUGUGCAACACAUAGCCGAAAAACAAAAUGAAGUUGGCAACAGUGAAGUGGAUACUGAUGAUUCAGAUGAUGUAGAAAUAUUGAUGAAUGCUCCAUUGUCAUCAGGCGCUAUAUUUAAUAGCAGUGAGAAUGCCCUUGAAAAUUUGCAAAGAUUCGUGAAAGCUGUUGUUCCUCAGUUUGGAGAGGACCUAGAUGUCCACACCCAUAGGCGUACGGGGCCGUUAAAUUCUGGGGGGGCGGUAGCUUUUUUGCCCAAUAAAUUCCACAUUGCCCAAAAAAAUUUUUUCUGGAAAAAUUAUUUUGGCGACCUCCCCCCCCCCACCAAAAAAAAUUUCGGUCAGUGUACCAUUUUAGGGGUCAAAAAAAUUUUCCGGACAACCAAUAUUUUUCGGAACAUAACACAAAUUUUCCAAAAAUCACAAAAUUUGCCAAAAAAUUUACUUAAUUUUAGACAAAAUUGACAGAAUUUGUCCCAUUUUUUUUAAUUGCAAACCAAAAUUGCCCGACUGUUGAUCGAAUAUUGCCCGACUGCCCAAAAAACUGGGAAAUUGCCCGACUGCCCAAAAAACUGGGGGGCUACCGCCCCCCUUGCCCCGUACACCUAUGUCCACACCAACAGGAAAACAGAUAUCAUACCACAAGUGAUGCGGAAAUAUAAGAACCCCACAUUUGACAUCUCCAAACCAUUAAAUGUACAUUUUGCAGACAAACCUGGAUUAGAUGGAGGAGGACUUACACAAGAGUACUUUCAUCUCCUGAUGAAGAUGUUACAGAGACGAGAUGGGUCACUUAUCUUAUUUGAGGGUUUAAAUGGACACCUCGUUCCAAUUCACAACUACGAUAUUUUCUCUGGUGGAUUGUUUGUCCUUCUCAGGAAAAUCAUUCUUCAUGCUGUCCUGAAUAGUUGUAGUGGAAUGCCUGGGUUAUCCCCAGCAGUUGUCGCCUACCUGUUGACUGGCAAUCGUGAUGCUUGUGUCGAGCAUGUCAAAUUGGCAGACAUACCAGAUCCUGUUCUCCAAGACAAGUUAGAUAAGAUUGUUUUUAUUUUUUAA
Paramuricea clavata is the source of this 10029-nucleotide messenger RNA. The record is from the annotation of a GenBank genome assembly. NCBI's taxonomy places the organism in Eukaryota, Metazoa, Cnidaria, Anthozoa, Malacalcyonacea, Plexauridae.